GGAGGCUAUUGCUUUGGGCACAACAGACUUUGCAGUGGAGGAUAUGGAUAAAAUCAUGGAGGAGCUGGGGAGGGAUUUCAAGGGCAACUCCUACCAUCUAAUGCACAAGAACUGCAACCACUUCUCAUCCUCGCUGUCUGAGCUGUUGUGUGGGCGUGAGAUCCCUCGCUGGGUGAACCGCCUGGCCUAUUUCAGCUCCUGCGUGCCCUUUCUCCAGACCUGCCUCCCWAAGGAGUGGCUGACCCCCGCUGCRCUCCAGASCCACAUCAGCAUGGGUCUCCGCAAGGAGGAGCGGGAGGCCGGGGAGUCCAGCGACGAGGACCCCAACUCAGCCUCCGGGACCGCCGGGGCGGGCGCCGGAUCCUCACACAGCUGUCGCCAUACACGGGUCUGAGCCAAUGACUGUAGGUCUGAAGAGAACAGCCAAUAGGACUCUCUCAAUUACCUUUGACCUUCGAACKCUGGACCAGAAGGUCACCAGGUCACCUGUGCUGGGGAUGUAGUGAUGUAAUAUCUGUGGGCCUGACUGAAUAACCACCUGACCUCAUAGUACCACCCCUGAGAACAGAGACGGGGACAGAUGAUUAGUUAGCCUACUAGCUCGCGGAGCCCGCCGGGGCCAGGGGACCUGCAAAACCUACAGAUCCCCUGGCUUUCUUCCUUUUUAGAUAUGGUAGAUAUAUUCUGAAGGGGGAUUUGUUAUAGGUUUGUUGACCAACUAACUCAGAGCAUGGCAUGGCUCUUUUAGAUUGACCACAGCUACAUGAUGUACUGUAGGUCUGGGCUACUUUGUAGUAUUUCUCUUUUUCCAUGAACUUUUAAACCUUUGUCAGCCUUCAUCCCUGAUCCACCCUGAUUCCCUUCUUGCGGAACUCCUUCUAUUGUAGAGUAGACGGAUAUCAGAAACAACAAAGAUACAUCUAAAGUGAUGUCCAAAAUGGAACCCUAUUCCCUAUAUAGUGCACUACUUUAGACCAGAGCCCUAAGGCACCCUAUUCCCUAUAUA
Messenger RNA from Salvelinus sp. IW2-2015, 1006 nucleotides. Its product is annotated as deubiquitinase DESI2. The record is from RefSeq and is a predicted model, not a curated record. Gene Ontology annotation, molecular function: deubiquitinase activity. NCBI's taxonomy places the organism in Eukaryota, Metazoa, Chordata, Actinopteri, Salmoniformes, Salmonidae. Gene Ontology annotation, biological process: protein deubiquitination.